AUGGACAACCUUCCACAACAAUCACAACCAUCAGCAGCAGAAGAUGUAGUGGCCGUACACCCCGGAAUAGAAGGAAUAUCGUACCUGUUGGGGACGUGGAAAGGCCAAGGAGAGGGUGGCUUUCCCACCAUCAAUUCCUUCUCUUACGGCGAAGAACUCUGUUUCUCCCACCAUUCCAGCAGGCCCGUCAUAGCUUACACCCAGAACACUUGGAAGCUCGCCUCCGGGGAGCCUAUGCACGCCGAGAGUGGAUACUGGCGCCCCAGACCCGAUGGUUCCAUCGAAGUUGUCAUUGCUCAAAGCACUGGUCUUGUUGAAGUCCUGAAAGGGACAUAUAAUGCAGAAAAGAAGGUCAUAAAGCUUCAAAGCACAAUUGUGGGAAAUGCCUCCAAGGUGAAGGAGAUAACCCGGGAUUUUCAGUUUAUUGGUGGAGAUCUAUCUUAUGUGGUUCAGAUGGCUACAAAUUCUACUAGUCUUCAACCGCAUUUGAGAGCCUCACUCAAGAAACUAUGA
Messenger RNA from Alnus glutinosa, 513 nucleotides. RefSeq names its product peroxynitrite isomerase Rv2717c. The transcript is spliced from 3 exons. The record is from RefSeq and is a predicted model, not a curated record. NCBI's taxonomy places the organism in Eukaryota, Viridiplantae, Streptophyta, Magnoliopsida, Fagales, Betulaceae. Bases 1 to 513 code for a protein of 170 amino acids.